This is a messenger RNA of Patiria miniata (bat star), 624 nucleotides long. RefSeq names its product speract receptor-like. Lineage: Eukaryota; Metazoa; Echinodermata; Asteroidea; Valvatida; Asterinidae. The record is from RefSeq and is a predicted model, not a curated record. The transcript is spliced from 6 exons. Bases 1 to 609 code for a protein of 202 amino acids. Gene Ontology annotation, molecular function: peptide receptor activity; guanylate cyclase activity. Gene Ontology annotation, biological process: cGMP biosynthetic process; intracellular signal transduction; receptor guanylyl cyclase signaling pathway.
AUGACAAUUCGAGCACGUAUACCCCUAGGGGCGAUCACUAACGUCGCCCCUAGAGACCCGGCCGGCAAGAAGACCUAUGUGUACAACUACAAGGACUGGGUGUGGGACGUCAAGGAUACUGUUCAACUCGCUCCAUUCUUCGGAACUAGCAGAUACGUCGUUAACUUGUUGAAUGCCUUGUACACGCUGUUCGACGCCAUCAUUUCCAACUAUGACGUCUACAAGGUUGAAACCAUUGGUGAUGCCUACAUGCUGGUCUCCGGCCUACCGCUCUGUAAUGGCAACCGUCAUGCCGGUAUGAUCGCCUCGGCUGCAUGGCAUCUGCUGGAGGGCUUUAGUAGUUUCAUCGUGCCGCACAAACAAGAGGAGAAACUCAAACUCCGAAUCGGUAUUCACUCAGGAUCUUGUGUGGCGGGUGUAGUUGGCCUGACCAUGCCUCGGUAUUGCCUCUUUGGUGACACGGUCAACACAGCGUCUCGUAUGGAGUCUAAUGGACUCGUGCUCAAGAUUCAUGUGAGUCCUGAAUGCAGACAGGUACUGGAAGAACUUGGAGGAUACAAUCUAGUAGAGAGAGGACUGGUUGCCAUGAAGGUAUGGCAUUUAUUUUGAUUGCGUAGAUCCUUU